AUGGUGAACACAGGUAUGCAGCUGAUCAGCUUCACCUGUGCUGUGACAGGUUGGGUGAUGGCUAUAGCAGUGACUGCACUGCCCCAGUGGAAGGUCACGGCAUUCAUAGGCAGCAACAUCUUGACCUCCGAAAUUGUUUGGCAGGGGAUCUGGAUGAACUGCAUCUACCAGACCACUGGCCAUAUGCAGUGUAAGACCUACGACUCCAUGCUGGCUCUACCACCUGAUAUCCAGGCAGCACGGGCGCUGAUGUGCAUUGCUAUCUUCUUGGGCUGGUUGUCCUGCACCGUUUCUUGCUGUGGAAUGAAGUGCACCACCUGUGCCGGGGACGAUCGCCAUGCCAAGGCUGGCAUAGCACUGUCCGGUGGGGUGCUCUUCAUCCUGACAGGCCUGUGCGUCCUAGUGCCGGUUUCCUGGACAGCAAACACUGUGGUGCAGGACUUCUACAACCCCAAUGUUCCCCUCCAGCACAAGCGGGAGCUGGGUCAGGCCAUUUACCUGGGAUGGGCAGCAGCAGUGAUUCUUAUGAUCAGCGGGGCGGUGCUGAGCAGUACCUGCCCGCACAUUGAGAGAGGAGGGUACAGACGUGGGUACAUAGGUCGUAGUUUUGCAAACUCAAGGUCUUCUGCUCCAGAUCCGCUAAAGCCAAUCACCACCAGUACCCUGCCUCUUAAGGAGUAUGUAUGAUAAAGAUAAAUGAAAGAAAU
Molecule: messenger RNA, 707 nt
Organism: Carassius gibelio (silver crucian carp)
Lineage: Eukaryota; Metazoa; Chordata; Actinopteri; Cypriniformes; Cyprinidae
Product: claudin-4-like
Exons: 1
Coding region: 1-687 (228 amino acids)
Biological process (GO): cell adhesion; bicellular tight junction assembly
Cellular component (GO): plasma membrane; bicellular tight junction
Molecular function (GO): structural molecule activity
Source: RefSeq, a predicted model, not a curated record